UCCCUACUCUGUAUACCGACUACGAACGAAAGCGGAACCAUUGUCGUCGCUUCAUGAUUUGAACGGAGUCCUUACAGUGGAACACGCUGUCAAAACGUAAAGCAACAGCAGUGAUUCAACAGAUCAGAUCCAUCUCGUGUCCCUGUUGACAAACAUUAUCACUGGUAUGGAUGGUUUGGUGAUGGAGGAGGAGGAUGAUUGCCCAGAGUUGGUGCCCAUUGACACCCCACCUGGUCCUCCUGCAGAGCAGAUACCUGUCACCAUCAUAACAGGCUACCUCGGUGCUGGAAAGACUACACUCCUGAACUAUAUCUUAACAGAACAGCACAACAAGCGGAUUGCUGUCAUACUUAAUGAAUUUGGAGAAGGCAGCGCCCUUGAGAAGUCCCUCGCAGUGAGCCAUGCAGGAGAGCUGUAUGAGGAGUGGCUGGAAUUGAGAAACGGUUGCCUCUGCUGCUCUGUCAAGGACAAUGGUCUUAAAGCCAUCGAGAACCUGAUGGAGAAGAAAGGAAAGUUUGACUACAUCCUGUUAGAAACCACAGGACUCGCUGAUCCAGGAGCUGUGGCCUCCAUGUUCUGGGUCGAUGCGGAGCUAGGCAGUGACAUCUAUUUGGAUGGCAUCGUCACUGUCAUCGACGCCAAGUAUGGACUGCAGCAAUUAAAAGAGGAAAAAGCAGAUGGACUCGUCAAUGAAGCUGCCAGGCAGAUUGCUGUCGCUGACCUGACCAUAAUCAACAAGACAGACCUUGUGAAUGAGACUGAACUCACUCAAAUCCGAGAUGCAGUCAGGUCUGUAAAUGGUCUUGUCAAGAUUCUAGAAACCCAGAAGUCAAGGGUGGAUCUCUCUGAAGUGCUGGAUCUGCAUUCCUUUGACAGUAAGGAUGGAGCAAAUCUUGCAGAGAAGCUCCAACUUGUGAAAUCUACAAGACCACAUCUUGACAAGAGUAUUUUAACUGUGACAUUUGAAGUGGCUGGAGAUCUCCCUGAGGAUGCCUUGAAUGUCUUCAUCCAGGAUCUGCUAUGGGAAAAGAUGUUCAAAAACAAAGAAGGGCAACCCAUGACUGUCAUUCGUUUAAAGGGCAUAGUAUCAUUUGCAGGUAAAGCCCACCAAGUGAUGCUGCAGGGGGUCCAUGAGUUGUAUGACCUGAAUGAGACUCCACAGCUUUGGGAGGAGAACCCGCGGAUCAACCGACUGGUCUUUAUAGGUAGGAACCUGGACAAGGACAUUCUGCAGGAACAGUUCAUAUCUUCAGUGGUGCAAGGAACAGAGGAAAAAUAGUCACAAGUUCUUCUCUCCUCUUUGCGUUGAAAACUGUUCUUUCUGGAGCAAAAGCUGUGACUUUGGCCAUCCAUAAAUCUGAGACUGUGUUUCAGACGUUCUCUCCUUUCUUACAAGAACAUGAGGUACGUCAGAGGAUGGUUAAGGUUACUGUAGUGAUCAACACAGUAGUUUCAAAUUGUGAUAACCCAUCACUACCUUCUUUAAAAGCUACAGUAAAUCAAAGAGUGUUUAUGUUGCUGUAGUGCCUCAGCUAAAUGCCGUGUGUCACCCUGGAAAUGUAUCCUGAAUACGACCUCUGAAUAGGGGUGCACACGUAAACAAAGAGCCAGAAUUUUAAUCAAUACAUUGUAUUUUUAAUAAAGAUGGCUUUGUAAAAAUCUGCAAUUCUUGAAGGUUAGGAAACCAAGUAGUAUUGGAAAGUAACACACAUACUGUAUCAAGUGCGGUACUUUGUAAAUGAAGUAACAUUGCUUAUGUUUCUGGCUUUUAACACCUUUUUUGUUUGUUUUUUAAAUUAUUCAAAAUAAAGUGUUCUUCCUGAACGUC
Messenger RNA from Morone saxatilis (striped sea-bass), 1828 nucleotides. It is a transcript of the gene zng1a, whose product is annotated as COBW domain containing. Gene Ontology annotation, cellular component: cytoplasm. Bases 167 to 1279 code for a protein of 370 amino acids. Lineage: Eukaryota; Metazoa; Chordata; Actinopteri; Moronidae. The transcript is spliced from 16 exons. The record is from RefSeq and is a predicted model, not a curated record.